This is a messenger RNA of Ipomoea triloba (trilobed morning glory), 2320 nucleotides long. RefSeq names its product protein REDUCED WALL ACETYLATION 2. Gene Ontology annotation, biological process: xylan biosynthetic process; plant-type secondary cell wall biogenesis; xyloglucan metabolic process. The record is from RefSeq and is a predicted model, not a curated record. The transcript has 16 exons. Gene Ontology annotation, molecular function: acetyltransferase activity. Bases 357 to 1988 code for a protein of 543 amino acids. NCBI's taxonomy places the organism in Eukaryota, Viridiplantae, Streptophyta, Magnoliopsida, Solanales, Convolvulaceae. Gene Ontology annotation, cellular component: Golgi apparatus.
GAAGAAGAACACACAUAGAUGCUAAUUUCUCAACCAGCACACUCAGUACAGUAACUUAUUUACAGCUCUGCUUCUAUCUCUCGCUGUGAGAGUGUGAGGAUAUGGAGGAGUAAGAAGGAAGGGAGCAAUUGUAUACAGACGGAGACAUCCUCCUGGCUUUAAUAGCAUUCUAAAUUCACAUAUCCCUUUAUUCCACACAUUUUUUUUUUUUUAAUUUUUCUCUCUUCCUCCAUCAGAUCCAAUUCACAUUCAUCUCCCUCCCCUUCUCUUCAUAUAUAUAAAUACAUCAUCUUGCUGCUUGUGUACUUAACAUUUUGGGUGCUUUGUGGAGGAACACAAGCUCAUAACCACUAAUAAUGUUGAUCUACGGACCCCUAACACCUGGUCAGGUGUCAUUUUUUCUUGGAAUUAUACCGUUAUUUGCGGCAUGGUUGUAUUCCGAGUAUUUGGAGUACAGGAAAAAUACGGCUUCUUCCAAACUGCAUUCUGAUAUCAAUUUGGUUGAGUUGGGAAAUGAAGCUGUUAAAGAAGAUGACAAAGCUGCUCUUUUGGAGGGAGGUGCUCUUCAGUCAGCAUCUCCAAGACCUCGCACUUCAUCUGUAACAUCUCAACUCAUCAGGUUCUUCCUGAUGGAUGAAACAUUCUUGCUUGAAAAUCGGUUGGUUUUGAGAGCUAUAUCAGAGUUUGGCGCUCUUUUGUUCUAUUUCUACAUAUCUGACCGGACAAAUAUCUUUAAAGAAUCAACAAAGAGUUAUAAUCGGGAUCUUUUCCUGUUCCUCUACUUCCUGCUCAUCAUUGUCUCUGGAAUUACUUCAUUUAAGAUCCACCAUGAUAAAUCCCCUUUCUCAGGAAAAUCCAUAAUGUAUUUAAACAGGCAUCAGACAGAGGAGUGGAAAGGUUGGAUGCAGGUGUUGUUCCUGAUGUACCACUACUUUGUUGCUUCAGAAAUUUAUAAUGCUAUAAGAAUUUUUAUUGCUGCUUAUGUAUGGAUGACUGGAUUCGGGAAUUUCUCAUAUUAUUAUAUCCGAAAAGAUUUUAGCCUCGCAAGAUUUUGCCAGAUGAUGUGGCGGCUUAAUUUCUUGGUGUUCUUUUGCUGCAUUGUUCUAAACAACAGUUAUGUGCUAUACUACAUCUGUCCGAUGCAUACUCUUUUCACUCUGAUGGUUUAUGGAGCCCUUGGUAUUUUUAACAAAUAUAAUGAAAAUGGCACCGUGAUUGCUAUCAAGAUUGUGGCUUGCUUCUUGGUUGUUAUUCUGAUCUGGGAAAUACCUGGAAUGUUUGAGCUUAUUUGGAGCCCUUUCACUUUCUUUCUUGGAUAUUCCGAUCCUUCAAGACCAAAACAGCCCCUAUUGCAUGAAUGGCAUUUCCGUUCUGGCCUUGACCGUUACAUAUGGAUAAUUGGAAUGAUAUAUGCAUACUUCCAUCCUACAGUGGAGCGAUGGAUGGAAAAACUUGAGGAAACUGAAGGGAAGCGUCGGAUAUCUAUCAAAACAGCUGUUACGAUAACUUCACUGGCGAUUGGAUACCUCUGGUUCGAGUACAUAUACAAGCUUCCAAAGAACACAUACAAUAAAUAUCAUCCUUAUACAUCAUGGAUUCCAAUAACAGUUUUCAUAUGCUUACGAAAUGUUACCCAGUCAUUCCGCAGCUACUCAUUGACACUAUUAGCAUGGCUCGGGAAGAUAACUUUGGAGACUUACAUCUGUCAGUUCCACAUAUGGUUAAGAUCUAGUGUACCAGAUGGGCAGCCUAAAAAGUUGCUGUGUUUGAUCCCAGAGUAUCCAUUGCUGAACUUCAUGCUUACAACUGUGAUUUAUGUAGCUGUUUCUUAUAGGCUCUUUGAAUUGACAAAUACAUUAAAAUCGGCAUUUGUACCAAGCAAAGACAACAAACGGCUGGGCUAUAAUGCAAUUGCUGCCUUAGUAAUAGGAAGUGUCAUAUACACAUUGUCUUCUAUAUUCUUGAGGCUAUCUCAGAUAAUGAUAUAAUAAAAAUAUAAGCUGCUGCUCUGCAAAAGAAUGGAAAGAGCCUAGAUAUCAACAACUGCUCCCUUACAGCAUAAUAGGCUGUUGGAUACUUGCAAAAGAAAAAUUAUACAGUACUUGUUUGGAUACAUUAUUAUUAGUUGUCACUGCAAAAAUGGUGAAUUCAGGGGUGUAGUGUUAUUCUUUGGUUAGGAUUGUUUGUUUGUAUAGUAGCAGCAAGUGAUGAUUCCAUUUCAGAGGUUGGGUUCAGUUUUGUCAUACAGUGCUGCUGCUACACAUAAUUGCCACUUGCCCCCAAUUAUAAUACACACAUAUAUACAUGUACGGUACGGCUU